Messenger RNA from Penicillium waksmanii, 396 nucleotides. RefSeq lists its product as uncharacterized. The coding region runs from base 1 to 396 and encodes 131 amino acids. The transcript has a single exon. Gene Ontology annotation, biological process: transmembrane transport. NCBI's taxonomy places the organism in Eukaryota, Fungi, Ascomycota, Eurotiomycetes, Eurotiales, Aspergillaceae. The record is from RefSeq and is a predicted model, not a curated record. Gene Ontology annotation, molecular function: transmembrane transporter activity.
AUGAUCGGGUCUUCAAACUACGCCGUCGUCACAAUAAACAUGUUUUCCGAGAAUACAAAUUGUGGAUUUUUCAUUGGUGCUCCAUCCCUUGCUAUCGGACUGUGGUGGUUCGCCUGGACAAUUCCUGACGCUGUCAAUGGCGUUCAUUGGAUUGUUCCAACCCUGCCACUUGUUUUGAUCGGCUAUGCCGUCAAUGAAUUUGACACAGUUCUUCUCGGGUAUCUUGUGGAUAGCUAUCUCACUUAUUCAGCUAGUGGACUAGCCAUUGUGGCAACUAUCUUCUGCGCCGCUCCGCCAUUCCUCGUCUGUUACGGGGAAAUAAUUCGAGAGAGUCGCAGAUUUGCCGAUCAGACUCUGAGAAUGCAAAGUAAACUGGCCAUGAAAGAAAAUGAUUAA